This is a messenger RNA of Eucalyptus grandis, 785 nucleotides long. Its product is annotated as glycine-rich RNA-binding protein 1-like. Bases 1 to 552 code for a protein of 183 amino acids. NCBI's taxonomy places the organism in Eukaryota, Viridiplantae, Streptophyta, Magnoliopsida, Myrtales, Myrtaceae. The record is from RefSeq and is a predicted model, not a curated record. The transcript has a single exon.
AUGUCCUGCUCUCUGCUAUUUUUUCUUGCCAUUGCUAUCAUUCACAUCACGGCAUCUGAUGAAGCAGCACAAAACGCCACUUCUUCAGCAAUCACUCAACUCUCUUUGGGCCGUGGGCAAGUAGAUCAUAACAAGACAUACAAUGAAGGAGUGGUAAAAAAUGGGGACUCAGUAUAUUACCGAGGUGGCACUGGUGGGGGGGGUGGAGGAGGAGGUGGUGGCGGUGGUGGAGGAGGUUUCUCGUGGGGAUAUGGGGCCGGUGGUGGCGGGGGCGGCGGAGGUGGUGGUGGUGGAGGCACUGGAUGGGGUUGGGGAGGAGGAGGUGGUGGUGGCAGUUGGUGGAAGUGGGGUUGCAGCAGGCAGCCGAAAUCGAGCAGACACAGAAGUCACCGGAAAUGGAUGCAUGACAAGGAAGAGUACGUGAUGGGCGAGUUUGCUCAGUGCAUGGUUAAAGGAAGGUGCAAAGGAAUGAGAUUGGAUUGCCCUCUCCACUGUGGUGGACCUUGCUUAUAUGACUGUAGGUAUAUGUGCAAAGCUCAUUGCCGACGCUGAGUUUGACUUCGAUUCAUUAUCAGGCACUCUUAAUCUGUUUCUUUAUAACACUACCAUCUCAUAGAUGUUAGAAUAGCAGGGUUGUUGAGGUGAUAUUGUUGUCUCCGUUUGAUCAGUGAGGAUUGAGCUAAUGUUUCUGAGAUAGCUCUAAGCAUUUAGUGUGAUCGUUUGUUUGAAAAACUGCUGGGUUUUGGUGUCAACGUUUGCAUGACUGCUGGGGAUUUGUUCAUUAA